AUGGACUCUGCAUAUGAGAUGGGCCACAUUCGCAAGCUGCAGGCACGGCACAUGCGGAUGCAGGAGAAGACUUUCACCAAGUGGAUCAACAAUAUCUUCCAGCAUGGCCGGGUGGGAAUCAAGAUCCAGAACCUGUUCACAGAGCUGGCCGAUGGCACCCACCUGCUGCGGCUGCUGGAGCUCAUCUCAGGGGAGGCCCUGCCACCCCCCAGCCGGGGCCGCAUGCGUGUGCACUUCCUGGAGAACAGCAGCCGAGCUCUGGCCUUCCUCAGGGCCAAGAACAUUGUGGAUGGAGACCAGACACUCAUCCUGGGACUCAUCUGGGUCAUCAUCCUGCGUUUCCAGAUUUCCCACAUCUCCCUGGACAGGGAGGAGUUUGGGGCCAGCGCAGCCCUCCUGUCCGCCAAGGAAGCCCUGCUGGUCUGGUGCCAGCGGAAGACGGCCGGCUAUGCCUACGUCAACAUCACCGACUUUUCCCGAAGCUGGAGUGAUGGGCUCGGCUUCAGUGCCCUCAUCCAUGCCCACAGGCCAGACCUGCUUGACUACAGCUCCCUGCGACCCGACCGCCCACUGCACAACCUCCACUGUGCUUUCUGCGUGGCUGAGCAGGAGCUGGGCAUCGCUCAGCUGCUGGACCCUGAGGACGUGGCGGCCCUGCAGCCUGAUGAGCGCUCCAUCAUGACUUAUGUCUCCCUCUACUACCACCACUUCUCACGCCUGCAUCAGGAGCAGACUGUCCAGAGGAGACUCUCAAAGAUCCUGCUUCAGCUCCAGGAGACAGAAGCUCUGCAGACCCAGUACGAGCAGCUGGUGGCCGACCUGCUUUGCUGGAUUGCGGAGAAGCAGGUGCAGCUGGAGGCGCGGGAUUUCCCAGACACCCUGCUGGCCAUGCGCCAGCUACUGGUGGCCUUUGCCACCUUCCGCACCCAGGAGAAGCCACCACGGCUGCAGCAGCGAGGGGCCACAGAGGCCCUGCUCUUCCGGCUGCAGACAGCACUCCGAGCCCAGAACCGCAGGCCCUUUCUGCCUCACGAGGGCCUGGGCCCUGCGGAGCUGUCCCAGCGCUGGGCAUGCCUGGAGCGGGCAGAGGCCUCAAGGAGCCAGGCCCUGCAGCAGAGGCUCCUGCAACUAGAGCGGUUGGAAACCCUAGCCCGGCGCUUCCAGCGUAAGGCAGCCCUCCGGGAGAGCUUUCUGGCAGACACAGAGCAGGUGCUGGACCAGGCCACAGCCCCGCCAGCCAGCCCGGCCACAAUGGAAGUGGCCGCCCAGAGGCUGGGCAUGCUGGAGGCCAGCAUCCUGCCCCAGGAGGGGCGCUUCCAGGCCCUGGCCGAAGUUGCGCAUAUCCUCCAGCAGGAGCACUACCACGGCUGGGCAGAUGUGGCCUGCAGGCAACUGGAGAUCACUCAGCGCUGGGAGAGGCUGCUUCAGCGUCUCCAAGGACAGAGGAAGCAGAUGGCAGGCAUGCAGGCUGUGCUGAGCCUGCUGCAGGAGGUAGAAACUGCCUCCAACCAGCUCAAUGAGCUGCAGGUGCUGGCCAGCUCCACGGCCAGUGGACAGCAGCUGGCAGAGGUAGUGGAGCUUCUGCAGAGGCAUGACCUGCUGGAGGCCCAGCUCUCAGCCCAUGGAGCCCAUGUGAGCCAUCUUGCCCACCAGACAACAGAGCUGGACUCUUCCCUGGGCACUAGUGUGGAGGUGCUGCAGGCCAAGGCCAGGGCACUGGCCCAGCUCCACCAGAGCCUGGUGUCUCUUGCCAGGUCCCGGAGGGCCUUGCUGGAGCAGACUCUGCAGAGGGCAGAGCUCCUGCACGACUGUGAGGAGGAGGAAGCCUGGUUGAGGGAGUGCAGACAGCUGAUGGAGGGUGCAGCCCUGGGCAAGGAUCUCAGCCAGAUCUCAGCGGCUCUGCAGAAACACAAGGCCCUGGAAGCUGAGCUCGCCACCCACCAGGCCUUGUGCGCUGAUCUCCUGCAGAGGGGACGGGACCUGAGCGCGCGUGGGCCCCCAGCGCGGCCGGAUCCCCGGGAGCGGGCCGAGGCGGUGCACGGCGCGUGGCAGCGGCUCCAGGCUGUCAGCGGGCGGGCCGCGCGGGUUGCAGCAGCGCUGCUUGUCCAGCAGGUAGCGGAGCGGGCGGGCAGCGGGCGGCCGGGCGUGGCGUGCGAGAGGGAGCCCCCAGAAGGCUGGAGCAGAGUUGACGGGCAUGCGACCAGGAGACCCCAGGUUGGAACCCACAUUUUGGCAGUGCCGGGCAGCCAGCACCAGGCAGAGUGCACUCAGGACGAGAUGAGCUUCAUCUGCAGAGGGGCGCGCUUCACCCAGCUCCCAGGAGAGGCCCUGCAGCCCCUGCACCACAUGGGCCCCGACACCUGGGAACUGAAGGACUGGAAGGGCUGCCAGGCCACGGUGCCCAUCGGCCCCAUCAUGGAACAGAAGUCCCAGGUGGUGUCUGCCCCGAGCUCUCCAAGGGAAGGCCCAAGAAACCCAGUGGCCUGGCAUGAGGUUUCCUGCUACUCUGGCCCCCGGGGCAACCAGGAGAUGGUCCUCACAGAUGAGCCUGACCCAGACUUUGACCCUAACGCCAUCCUCCAGACACAGGACCGCUUGAGCCAGGACUAUGAGGGCCUACGGGCUCUGGCAGAGCACCACAGGGCCCGGUUGGAGGAGGUGGUGGCCCUGUUUGGCUUCUAUGGCUCAUGUGGGGAGCUGCAGUCCUGGCUGGAAACCCAGACAGCCCAAUUCCGAACACUGCAACCCCAGGCCGACAACUUAGAGGUCAUGCAGCUCAAGUAUGAGAACUUCCUCACUACCCUGGCUGUGGGAAGAGGCCUCUGGGCUGAGGUUAGCAACUCCGCUGAGCAGCUGAAGCAGAGAUGUCCUGGAGAUUCCCCCCAAAUCCAGCAAAAGCAAGAGGAACUGAGCCAAAGGUGGGAGCAGCUGGAGGCCCUGAAGAAAGAAAAGGAAACACAGCUGGCAUGCACCAUGCACAUGUGCAGUUUUCUGCAGGAGUGUGGAUCCACAUGGGUCCAGCUGCAAGACAUGAUGCUCCAGCUAAAAGCCCUGGAGCUGGGGCACUUAGAGGACAGCCACCACAUCCUGCAAGUGGACCGGCAGAAGAUGCUAGCGCUGGAGAGAGGCAUUCACUAUCUGCAAAGGGCAGCGAUCAAAGUCAAGGAGUUGGGCCCCACAGAGAGCCAGUCCCUAGAGGGACAGGUGGAGACGCUGCAGGGGCUGCUGGAGCAAGUGCAGCAGCAAGUGGCCCAACGGGCCCGGGCCCAGGCCGAGGCGCAGGCCCGCCAGACCUUCCUGCAGGACAGCCGGCGACUGCUGCUGUGGGCAGACAGCGUCCGGGCUCGGCUGCUCAGCGAGGAGGAUGCAGCGGACGUGGCCUCAGCCCAGCGGCUGCUGGGGGAGCACCGAGACCUGCUGGAGGAGAUCCACCUGCUGCAGGAGAGGCUGCAGCAGCUGGAGGCUCAGGGCCAACGCAUGGCAGCCUCGGACUCCGCAGACUCCCGAGAGGUAGCCAGUGCUCUGAGGCUCCUGGGCCAGCAAGGCCGGGGGUUGAAGGCUGCCUGGGAGCAGAGACAGCAGCAGCUGCAUGAGGGGCUGGAGUUGCAGAGGUUUGGUCGAGAAGUAGAUGGUUUCAUUGCCACUUGUGCCAACCAUGAGGCCAACUUCCUACAGCUGGACAGCCUUGGGGAGGACGUAGGGGAGGCCCAGAGCCUGUUGCAGCGGCACCAGGAGUUUGGACAGCUCCUGGGUGCCGUUGGCCUUCGGGCAGAGGAUCUACAGGCACGGGGCAAGAAGCUGGCUCAGAGACAACACCCUGCUGUUCACAAGGUCAGAGAGCAGCUGCGGAGCAUCCAGGUGCAGUGGAUCAGGGUCCAGGAGCGGAGCGAGCAGAGGAGGAGGCAGCUGCUGGCUUCCCUCCAGCUCCAGGAAUGGAAGCAGGACAUGGCGGAGCUGAUGCUAUGGUUGGAGGAGAAGGGGUUGAUGGUGGUGGACAAGUGCUCCCAAGACCCUGGCAACAUCCUGUGGAAACUCAAGUGGCACGAAGCAGUUGAGCGCGAGCUGCGGGCCACCCGUGGGCACGUGGAGGGCCUGCAGCAGGUUGGGAGAGGGCUGUUGAGCAGCUGGCCCCAUGCCCAGGAGGACGUGCAGGUGGCGCUCCAGGGCCUGAGUGGCAAGUGGGAAGAGUUGCACUGCAAAGUGGCGGAGCUUGGGAAGCAGCUCCGGCGGGCUCUGCGACAGGACCAGCUCCUGGGGCUGCUGCAGGAAGCCAAGGAGAAGAUGGAGCAGCUAGAGGGGGCCCUGCAGAGUGCAGAAUUGGGGCAGGACCUGGGCUCGAGCCGGAGGCUGCAGAAACAGCACCGCCAGCUGGAGGGCGAGAGCCAGGCGCUGGCCAGCAAGAUGGCUGCCCUCGUCUCCCAGGCCCACCAGGUGGUUAAGUCCCAGACCAUCGUGGAGGAAACCCAAAAGUACCUCCAGAGGUUCGAGUCCCUGCAGGGACAUCUGGCCGCCCGGCGAAUACAGCUGCAGGCCUCGGUUGAGCUGUGUCAGUUUUACCACCUGAGUGACACGGAGUUCACAUGGGUGGCAGAGCACAUGCCAGCACCCAGUGCCAGCUCUGCCAAAGACUUGAAUGGUGCGAACAGGCUUCUCCGCAAGCACAAGGUACUCUGGGCAGAGGUAAAAGGCCACCAGGGACACCUGCAAUGGGUGCUGGGUUCUGGGCAAAGCCUCGCAGCCUCGGGGCAUCCCCAGGCCCAGCAUAUCAUGAAGCAGUGCCAGAAGCUGGAAGGCCGCUGGGCAGAGCUGGAGCAGGCAUGUGAGGUGCAGGCCCAGCGCCUGCAGCAUGUUGUUGCUCUCCAGCAGUAUUUCCUGGAUGUGUCAGAGUUGGAGGACUGGGCAGAGGAACAGUGGCCGCUGGUGAGCGGGCAGGACUACGGCGGGGACGAGACAGUCACCAUUAGGCUCAUCAGGAAGCACCAGGCCCUGCAACAGGAACUGGCUCAUUAUUGGAGCUCCCUGGAGGAGCUUGAACAGAGGGCCCAAACCCUCACUGGCCCUGAGGCCCCUGCGCAGCUACGCAUGGUGUGGGAGAGGCUGCAGGAGCGGCUGCGGGCACUGCAGGAGUUGGCAGCCAUACGGGACCAGGAGCUGGAAGGAACCCUAAAGCUGCAUGAGUUCAUGAGGGAGGCCAAGGAGCUACAGGGCUGGCUGGUCAGCCAGAAGCAGGCAGCCAGAGGAGGAGAGAGCCUUGGGGAGGACCACGAGGACGUCCUGCGUCUCUGCACCAAGUUUGCGAAGUUACAGCAUCAAGUGGAGCUGGGCGGCCGACAGGUAGCAACCUGUCAGCAGCUGGCGGAGAGCCUGCUGGAGCAGGGGCACAGUGCUGCCCCCCAGGCUCGGCAGAUGCAGCAGGAUCUGCAGGCUGCCUGGUCGGAGCUGUGGGAGCUGACCCAGGCCCGUGGCCGCCGGCUCCGAGAUGCUGAGAUCACCCUCAAAGUUCACAGAGAUCUGUUGGAAGCCCUCACCCAGGUCCAGGAGAAAGCCACCAGCCUCCCCUGUGACGUGGCCCAGAACCUGUGUGGGCUGGAGGCCCAGCUGAGGAGGCACAAGGUGCUGGAGCUUGAACUUGUGGGCACUGAGCAGCAGCUGCAGGAGCUGCUGGAGGCUGGAGGCGCCGUGCAGAAGCUGGGCCCCAGGCCUCAAGCCCACGCAGUGCAGCAGAGGCAGCAGGCUCUGGUGCAGGCCUGGGAGGCCCUGAAGCUGCAUGUGGAGCAGCGCCGGGCCCGGCUAGAGCGGGCAGGGCUCCUGGCCCGCUUCCACACAGCGGUGCAGGACUACACCUCUUGGGUAACCAGCAUGUGGCAGGAGCUGCAGGUGGAGGAGAGCUCCCAGGAGCCCAGCAGCAGCCUGCUAAAGCUCAGCACCCACCACCAGCUUCGGGCAGAGCUGGAGGCCCAGGAGGAGCUGUACCAGCGCGCCGCCCAGCUGGGCCAGCAGGCGCUUCUGGCUGCCGGGACAUCCGGCAAGGAGGUCCAGGAAGGGCUGCGAGCCCUGAGGGACAAGCGAGAGCAGGUGUUCCAGGCCUGGGAGCAAAAGCAAGAGAGGCUGCAGGCCGUGCACCAGGAGCAGCUCUUCCUCAGAAAGUGCGGCCACCUGGACCAGAUCCUCACAGCCUGGGAGGUCAUCCUGAAAACCAGUGCCCUGGGGAGCUCAGUGGAAGAGGUGGAGAAGUUGAUCAGCAAGCAUAAGACCUUCCAGAAGGUGCUGAUGGCCCAGGAUGAGAAGGAGGCAGCUCUGUGUGAGCAGGCAAAGAUGCUCGGGGGCCCCAGGACGCAGGACAUGCUCCACACAGUGCUGGAGCACCGGGCUAUGGUGAAGAAGCUGGCGGAGAUCCGGGGACACACCCUGCACACCUCCCUGCUGAUGGCUGCCUUCACCAGGGCCACCACCCAGGCUGAGGACUGGAUCCAGGAGCGAAUCCAGUGGCUAAAAGAGCCAGUCCCUCCUGGGGACUUGAAAGAUAACUUGAGGCACCUGCCGAAACACCAGGCCUUUGAGGCUGAGGUCCAGGCCCAUGAAGAGGUCAUAACCUCUGUUGCCAAGGAGGGCGAGGCUCUCCUAGCACAAAGCCACCCUUGGGCGGGAGAGGUCUCCCAGAAGCUGCGGGAGUUGCAGGAGCACUGGGAGAAGCUGAGACAGACGGUGGCUCUCCGGGGCCGGGACCUAGAGGACAAGCGGAACUUCUUGGAAUUCCUGCAGAGAGUAGAUGGUGCAGAGGCCUGGAUCCAGGAGAUGGAGGUGACGGUGGACAUCGGCGACCUGGGCCAGGACCUUGAGCACUGUCUGCAGCUCCGCAGGCAGCUCCACAAGUUGCCAGGAGUCUGGGCCGGGGACACGGUGGAUGACGCCCGCAUCAGGAUUAUCAACGACUUGUCACUACAGCUCAAGAACCGGGACCCCGAGCAAGUCAAGACCAUCUGCCAGCGGCGACACCAGCUCAACAGCAGGUGGAACAGUUUCCAUGGCAACCUGCUCCGGUACCAGCAGCAGCUUGAAGGAGCUCUGGAGAUACAUGCAUUGUCCCAAAAGCUAGGUGACAUCACUGAGCUGAUUAGGGAGAAGGCCACCCUGGUCCAGACCCUGGACUACGGGAAACAUCUGGAUGGUGUGCAGAGGCUGAUGUGGAAACACAAGCAGGUGGAGCAGGAAAUGGGCCUCAUCCAGGAACAAGUGGAGCCCCUAGAGCGUGAGGUGGGCCGUCUCUGCCAGAGAAGCCCUGGGGCAGCCCACAACCUCAGCCUCAAGCAGCAGGAGAUGAUGGACAGCUGGUGGCAGCUCCGGAGCAGGGCCCAGAAGCGGAAGGACUCGCUGGAUGCCUUGCACCAAGCUCAGAAGCUGCAGGCAAUGCUGCAGGAAUUGCUGGUCUGGGCCCAGAGGCUGCGAGCUGACAUGGAUGCCCGAAGCACCCCACGCAGCCUUGCGGAGGUCCAGCACAUGCUGCAGGAACAGCAGGAGUGCAAGGCCGAGCUGGACUCCCGAACAGACAGCAUCAGCCUGGCCCGAAGCACCGGGCAGCAACUGCUUGCCACCGGGCACCCAGCCACCCCCGACAUCCGCCAGGCCCUGGCUGGUUUAGACCAGGAGCUGAACAGCCUGGAACGGGCCUGGCAGGAGCACCAGCUCCAGCUGCAGCAGGCUUUGGAGCUGCAGCUAGUUCUGAGCUCUGUGGAGCAGAUGGAACAUUGGCUCUGCAGCCAGGAAGACUGCCCAGCCAGUGAGGGUCUAGGGGACUCCCCGGCCAACGUGGAGACCCUGCUGUGGAAGCACAAGAUGCACGAACGGGAGCUGGAGGCACGGGCCGACAAGAUCAGCGCGCUGGAGGCCGCCACCCGCAGCCUGCUCCAGGGUGGACAGCCCGAGGCCCAGGGCGCCCUGGGCCGGUGCCAGGCCAUGCUCCUGAGGAAAGAGGCACUCCUGGAGCGAGCCAGGACCCGUCACCGCCAGCUGGAGGAGCUCAGGCAGCUGCAGGCUUUCCUGCAGGAUUUCUACGAGGUGGCCACAUGGCUGAGGGAGAAGAACCUGGUGGCCCUGGAAGAGGGCUGGCGGGACCCAGCCGGGCUGCAGGCACAGUGGCGGAAGCAGCAGAAUCUCCAGGCCGAGCUGGAUGCGGGUGUACACCACCAACAAAGGCUGCAGACGGAGGGGCAGAGGCUGCUGCAGGAAGGCCACCCGGCCUCAGAGACCAUCCAGGAGCACCUGCAGGAGCUGAGAAAGCUUUGGGAGGAGCUGCAGGCCAACUGCCAGAGGAAGGCAGUCAAGCUACAGGAGACCUGUGAGGCCCAGCGUCUGCGGCGGAGUGUGGAGGAACUGGAGAGCUGGCUGGAGCCCGUGGAGGUCAAGCUGAGGGCCCCCAUCGGGGGCCUGGACCAGCCUGGGCUGGACGAGCUCCUAGGGGCACAGGGAGAGCUGGAGGCAGCAGUGGACAGGCAGGCCGGUCGGGCACAGGCCCUGCUGGGCCAGGCCCAGGCCUUUGUGCGGGAAAGCCCCAGCCUCACCCAAGACUUGGAAGAGCAGUUCCAGCGGCUGCUUCAGAGGUUCGAGGGCCUGAGGGAGCCCCUGCGGGAGCGCAGGACAGCCCUGGAGGCCCGGAGCCUCCUCCUGCAGUUCUUCAGGGACGCUGAUGAGGAGCUGGCCUGGGUGCGGGAGAAGCUGCCCCUGGCUGCCUCACGAGACUGCGGCCAGAGCCUGAGCACCGUGCGGCACCUGCAAGAGAAGCACCAGAACCUGGAGAGUGAGAUGAGCAGCCACGAGGCUCUGACCCAGGCGGUGCUGGGCACAGGGCGCAAGCUGGUGCAGGCUGGGCACUUUGCCGCCCGCGACGUGGCUGCCCGGGUGCAGCAGCUGGAGGAUGCCGUGGGCCGCCUGCGGGCAGAGGCUGCACAGAGGCGGCGGAGGCUGCAGGAGGCUCAGGAGGCCCAGCAGUUCCUGACAGAGCUCCUGGAGGCAGAAUCCUGGCUGGAAGAGCAGGGCUGUGUCCUGGACACGGAGGAGAUGGGCCAGAGUGCCGAGGCCACUCAAGCCUUUCUGCGGAGGCUGGACACCACCAGGAGAAAGUUGGAGGCAUUCAGUCCUCGCAUCGAGAGGCUGCAGCAGAGAGCUGCCCUCCUUGAGAGCAGGCCGAACUCAGAAAGCCCUAAGGUGCUUGCCCAGAUGCGCGCAGUGAGGGAGGCCCACUCGGGGCUGCUGCAGAGAGCGGAGUGCAGGGGGCAAGGCCUGCGGGAGCAGCUGCAGCUCCACCAACUGGAGCGGGAAGCCCUGCUCCUGGACGCCUGGCUGGCCAGCAAAGUGGCCUCUGCUGAGUCCCAGGACUAUGGGCAGGACCUGGAGGCCGUCAAGGUGCUGGAACAGAAGUUUGAUGCUUUCAGAAAGGAAGUCCAGAGCCUGGGGCAGGCCAGGGUGCAGGCCUUGCGGGAGCGGGCAGGCUCCUUGGAACGAGCAGCCCCCAGGUGCUCUCCCCAGAUUCAAGUGCACCGGAGCCGCGUUGAGGCCACUUGGGAGAGGCUGGACAGGGCACUGAAAGCCCGCACACAGAACCUGGCUGCAGCCCGGGAGGUCCGCGGCUUUGAGCAGGUGGCAGCCGAGCUCCGGGGCUGGAUGCAGGAGAAGGCCAGCCUGAUGGCAGGAGAUGCCUGUGGCCACAGCCUGUCGUCGGUGCAGACCCUGCAGCAACAGCACAGAUGCCUGGAGAGGGAACUGACAGCCGUGGAGAAGGAGGUGGCACAGGUGCCAAGUGAGGCCUGCCGGCUGGGCCAGCUACACCCCGAGGCUCAGGAGGGCCUGGCCAAGCAGCUGGCUGAGGUGCAGAAAGCCUGGGCCAGCCUGAAUGUGAAGGCCCAGGAGCGGGGUCAGCAGCUGGAGCAGGCUGCCCAGGGCCACGCCUUCCUCGGACGCUGUCGGGAACUGCUAGCAUGGGCUCAGGAGAAGCAGGUGAUGGUGUCUUCAGAGGAGCUGGCUGGGGAUGUGACUAGAGCUGAGCAGCUCCUGGAGCAGCAUGAGGAGCUGGGGCGAGACAUCAAGGAGCACUGCCUUCAAGCCCAGAAUGUACGGCAGGAAGGGCAGCAGCUGGUGGACAAUAGCCACUUCAUGUCCUUGGAAGUGACCCAGUGUCUGCAGGAGCUGGAAGGGCGGCUGCAGGCGCUCGAGGAGGCCUGGGUCCUGCGCCAGGGACGCUGUGAGGAGAGCUGGCAUCUGCGGAAGCUGUGGCAGGGGAUGGAUCAGGCCGAGGCCUGGCUGGCCUCCCGGGAGGGCCUCCUGCUGGACCCCAACUUCGGGCACUCAGUGGCAGACGUGGAGUUGCUGCUCUGCAGACACCAGGACUUUGAAAAGCUGCUGGCUGCCCAGGAAGAGAGGUUUGCCCAGCUUCAGAGGAAGGCACUGAGCCCGCACCUGACCCUUCAGGAGAGCGCUGCUCUUCCCUUGCCAGCUACGGUGUCCUGUCACCCCCACCUCCUGAUGGACCAGAAGCUGCUGCAACAGGUGAAGGGGCUGCAGCCCGAGAGAGUUGGCAGUGGGCCAGCCUCCCUCCAGCAGAGUUUCUCAGGAAGCUGGUGGCCUGGAGCACAGCUGGCUGGGACAAGGGACCUGCAGCCAGACAUCCCUGUUGGGCCGCACAUAACCUUGGCCACCACUGUCUCCCUGGAGCGCGCAGCCGGGGCCGUAGGGCCCAGCUUGAGCCGCCGGCACAGCUGCCGUGGGGCCUUGGGGGACAGCUGCCGGAGCCUGUCCUGGGAUGAGAGGGCGGUGGCAGAGAACGUGGCUUCCACAGCCUCCUUUGACCUCACAGAAGCCCAGUGUGAGAGGCCAAGGGACCACUAUGAUGGAAAAGACACCUCCUUAAGGCUGUCUGGGAUGGAGACCCUGUUUGCAGCACCAUCUGAAGGGCAGGCUGAAAGCCAGCAUCACGCCCUGAGCAGCAUGGCAGUUCUGGACGUUGAGAAGUCCAAGGACAAGGCGCCAGCAGGCUGGGUGUCUGCCCCUAGUCUGAGCCCAGAACUUCGAGCCGGACCCCUGGGCUUCCCGGCUGAGCAGGCUGCUGCGAGGGGCCCCAGCACGGCCGCUCCGCUCAGAUUCCAUGGCUGUCCCCUGCCCUCCUCACUGAGGGAGAUGCCCGUGUGCACUGACAGCCACCUGCAGCCCGAGGAGCUCCCGCAGGUGGCUGGCCCCGUUGGGCCCCGAAGCAAAAAACCCUGUGGCACCAAACCUGAGGGCUGCAAGUGA
This is a messenger RNA of Vicugna pacos (alpaca), 11280 nucleotides long. NCBI's taxonomy places the organism in Eukaryota, Metazoa, Chordata, Mammalia, Artiodactyla, Camelidae. The record is from RefSeq and is a predicted model, not a curated record.